This is a messenger RNA of Gryllus bimaculatus (two-spotted cricket), 584 nucleotides long. The record is from the annotation of a GenBank genome assembly. NCBI's taxonomy places the organism in Eukaryota, Metazoa, Arthropoda, Insecta, Orthoptera, Gryllidae.
AUGCAACAGCACCAUUUGUUUAUCAGGUAUGUCCCUUUUGGAAAGAUUCCCACUUUAGAAGUUGAUGGUAAGACGGCGCACCAGUCUAUAUCAAUCUGCCGUUUCCUUGGAAGAGAGUUUGGAUUAGCAGGAGAAAAUAACUGGGAAGGUCUCCAAAUUGACGCCGUCGUAGAUACAAUACAGGACUUGCGCAUUGUCGGUUCAGAAGAAGCUCGAAAGACUACUCUGGACAGACAGACAUCUACAGAGAGAAACAAAAGUCGUAAAAACAAAUGGAUUCGUUUUUAUCUGUCUUGGGAAGACCUUUAUUUUGCAGCAAUAACUGAAUUCUUGAAGGGUGGUCUGGAAGUUGAUUUCAUAUCUCAGUAUCCGAAUCUGAAAGUACUGGCGGAAAAAGUUUGGAAUUUACCAAGAAUUAAAGCCUGGCGGGAAAAGCGCCCCAAAACACAAUUUUAAAUGUACAUGAACUAUUAAGAUUAAUAAACAUGUUAAUUAUGUUUUUAUAUAAAAUCCUACGUAUUAACUGUAGUAUUUCCUCAGGUAACUGUAGUUCUUUGCCACAAAUUAAAUAGCAAAAUGGUUCU